Messenger RNA from Trachymyrmex septentrionalis, 2226 nucleotides. RefSeq lists its product as uncharacterized. Gene Ontology annotation, molecular function: aspartic-type endopeptidase activity. NCBI's taxonomy places the organism in Eukaryota, Metazoa, Arthropoda, Insecta, Hymenoptera, Formicidae. The coding region runs from base 1 to 2226 and encodes 741 amino acids. Gene Ontology annotation, biological process: proteolysis. The transcript has 3 exons. The record is from RefSeq and is a predicted model, not a curated record.
AUGGCUGACAAGGAAAAAACCUCCAAGUCAGAGGCGGAGGAGAAGCAGCCUUCAGGCCGUCAGUCUCCUGCCACGCUCACGGUGCCUUCUCAACAAUCCGCUCCCAAAGAAAAGGCCUCUGGCUCAAUUCAAGAACGAAGCUCAUGCCAAACCUCACCAGCUCGCCUGCCAACGGAGCUCUCGAUCAAUACGAGGUUCACUAGGGAACAUGCCUACUUCGAGGUAACGUGGCCAGAGGCUCAUUUGGAUCACCAUUAUUUUACAAACAACAUCCACGAAAAGGAAGCUCACCACGUGCUCUCAGCCAAGCUAAUGCUCAGUCGUCUCAGGCGCAACCUCAGUGGAGCAUCCUCAUCUCACAUAGUCUCACGUGAUCCGGAACCACAAGCACACUCACGGCUUCCGGAUAUUAAGUUGCCAAAAUUCAACGGUGACUAUGCGAACUGGCCUUCCUUCCGUGAGCUGUUUUCUGCGGUAAUUCUACAACAUGCGAAGCUCAAUGAUGUGGAGAAGCUCCAUUAUCUCAGAAGUUGUGUUCAGGGUCCAGCCGAGCAACUCAUCCGUGGCCUGCCUCUCACCAGAGACUCUCUCCAACCAUCAUGGGAUCUGCUCACCUCAAGGUAUGAGAAUAAGAGACUAAUCAUGCAAUCUCACCUUGACAAUCUCUUCAGCCUCGCUCACGCUUCAUCAAAGAGCGCCGCCUCACUCACCAAGCUAAUCUCAACGGUCUCUGAGGCAAAUAAGGCCCUCCACUCACUGGGAAUGACGGAGUACAUGUGGGAUUGCUUCCUAGUUCACCAUGUGUCACGCUUCCUUGACCGAGACACAAGAGAGGCAUGGGAAACGUCGUUGGGAUCCUCUCAAGAAUAUCCUCGCUUUGCUCAAUUUGAGACCUUCUUGAAUGCUAGAGCGAAAGCACUGGAGAGACUUGAAAUCACACCAGCUCAAUUAGCCAGCCCAUCGAAGGCCACACCAAGCUCGUUCAAAUCAUCUGUGAAGAAGGCGACCGCUCACCAAGUGACAGCUCAAGCACAGACUCAAUCAUCCUCGUCGACAACUUACCCAUGCGACAUGUGCAAUGGGCAGCACUUCAUCGUCACGUGCACAAAGUUUAGAGAUCUCACGCCAGCUCAACGAAAGACUACUGCGAUUGACAAGAGGCUAUGCUUCAAUUGUCUGGGGCGACAUAAUGAAGUUGGUGCAAUCGUCGAGGAAUCUGCUCAAGGGUACUCAGAAUAUUCAACGCUAUUGGCAACUGCAUUAGCGCACAUCCACUCAUCUGCCUCAACUCAUCAAGUUCGGCUACUCAUCGAUCAAGGAUCUGAACUCACCUUCAUCACGGAAGGUCUCAUCAGACAGCUCAACAUACAACGUCGCCAUUCAACGAUUUCAAUCAUUGGCAUUGGUGGAACUACUCAAACGAAGGGUGUUGUCACACUCACUCUUCACUCCAAUCAUUCAAAGCACACUGCCAAGAUACAAGCGCAUGUUUUAAAAACACUGACGACAAUUCUACCAUCAUUUGAAGCGCCUCAACAAUCGUGGCCACACAUUGAGAAGUUGAAAUUGGCAGAUCCACAAUUUCUCAUUCCACGUACAAUCGAUCUCAUCAUUGGAGCAGAUGCAUACGGGCAGAUCAUCAAGCCCAACAUUAUCAAGCAAUCUCCUGAGAUGCCAAUCGCACAGCUGUCUAUAUUCGGCUGGUUGAUACUUGGUCCCAUACUCUCAUCAUCAUCACAUCCAUUGACUGCACAUCACAUCAAGAUUCAACGACAUGACUCAGAUCUUCAAGAAUUGUUGACAAAGUUUUGGAUGCAAGAAAAAUUGCCAGCUGAUCAUACGACACAACUCACACUUGAAGAACAACAAUGUGAGGAUCACUUCAAGGCCACUCACUCUCGAGACUCAACGGGACGGUACAUUGUACGCAUACCACUCAAGCUCUCCGCCAGUGUCUUAGGCAACUCAUACAACACAGCUCAUCAUUGUCUUCAGCGAACUCUCAGACGACUCAACAAGGACAGGGAAUACCAGAGCCUUUACACCAAGUUCAUGACUGAAUAUGAACAACUCAAUCACAUGGUGAAAGUCACAUCAGAACCCUCAGGGAAUGUGGCGCCAUACUAUCUAUCUCAUCAUGGCGUACUCAAACCCGACAGCACAACAACGAAGCUUCGGGUCGUUUUCAAUGGCUCGAGUCCAGCUUCAUCAGGAUAUUCAGUGUGA